Messenger RNA from Ambispora leptoticha, 576 nucleotides. The record is from the annotation of a GenBank genome assembly. NCBI's taxonomy places the organism in Eukaryota, Fungi, Glomeromycota, Glomeromycetes, Archaeosporales, Ambisporaceae.
AUGUUGACAAAGUGUUGUUUAUGCAUCGACCUCAAAAAUGGCACUCGCACUUUAGCUUUGCUUGGUGCUAUACAAAAUUUCUUCCAAAUUUUGCGAGUUGUAUUUCUGACUAAGGAAAAGUUUAAUGUUGGUUACUUUAUCCUGACUGUUUAUCUUCUAGCGAAUUUUGCUCUUUGUACUAUUGGUUUUAUCGGCACAUUGAAGAACAAACUCAAUUAUGUCAAAAUAUUCGCAUACUACUAUUGGAUUUAUUUCUUUUUGGAACUACUAUUCUCGAUCGUAUACUCAGCGGCAGUCCUUCAACUGGAAAGGGAUUUAUGUCAAAAACUGCCUACUGAAGAUAGGGAAGAAUGCAUGAGAAGUUAUAUUGGGAGUAUUUGGGCUACGGUGUUCGCCUUCGGAAUAGUUAGCUUAAUUCAGCUUCAUUUCUGUCUCGCUGUAUGGGCUUAUUAUCAGAACCUUCGCUCAGAAUACGACAGUGUUGAUACUCAUGAUUCUGAACGUGUUAUUCCACCUGCUACGUACGACUCGACCCCCGCACGUACAUAUGGUUCAACUACCGGAUCUUCAGGAUAG